AUGGCUAUUCGAGCAGACGGCGAACGGCCGUCCGUGGAGUUGAGGGACUGCGAUUGGAAGAACAAUUUCGAUGAGCAGAGCCAGGAGGGGCCUGCAAACCAGUCGUGGAUGCUGCUGCCAGAGAGCAGGCCGCAAGUGGAUGUCCUGACACAGCUCUCGUUCCCGCUGCGCACGAGCGGCCGCUACAUCGUAGAUUCCGUUGGGAAGCCUGUGAAAUUGGUUGGCGUCAAUUGGAUCGGUGCCCACAUGGAGCAACUCGUCAACAACGGGCUGCACACGACCACUGCCAAGACGAUAGCCGCUCGCAUUCUUCGUAUGGGUUUCAACUCGGUCCGUCUGGGCUACGCGUUGAACAUGGAGCAAGCCCUCGACCGAUUCCUACUGCUGGGGGACGGUGCCGCCUCCACGGCGGGGCAGUCUACCAUCCGCAACCUGGCAAUCGGAGCUGACGCCUGGUACCGGCGCCACAACCACCCGCGCUGCGGCGGCCUGCUGGUGGAAGACAUCGAGGGGGCCUUCGCGGAGUACGUGCGGGAGGGCCGCCGCGGGCUGGGGUGGCACAGGAUUGACUGCAUACUUGACAAUCUACACGUUGUACUCUGCAGUGACAGGUGCGAAGCGCUAUUGGCGCAGGUGUUCUCGGCCAUGAACCCAGACAGUGACAAGGUGGCAAUGUCAAUGCAAGUUGCCGGCGUCCAGAGAGCGUUCGGGCCAGCGCGCAGCGCGGUAGACGCCAGGGCCCUGGCCACCUUGGACCGGGCGACGAACGGCGACGCGAACAACUUCGUCAUCCUGGAGGAGGAGCGGGAUAUCUUACCCAGCGGCGGGCAGGAUAUUGCGGAGCACAGCGAGGGCCCCUGCGUCGACAUGCCCAUUCGGGGUGAUCGCGGGGACAUCGUGACGGGCGCCAUCGCUGCGAGGUUUUCAAUCAAGGAAUUGGCGCGGGAGUUCGCGGCGGAUGGCGACGGCGCGGGCGUGCGUUGCAACGACUUUGAAGCCGCCGUCAGGAAGCUUAGCGGCGCGUCAACGAACGAGUGGGCUCCCAGCUACACCUCCUGGCAGGCCUUAGGGCGUUCCCACGGCAUUCGUGACCAGCUGGCGGGAAAGAUUCCCAAGCGUAACCUCGAGGAGUUCUUGCGGGCCUUGGCUGACAGCGACAAGGACCGCGCCCCCGUCCUGUCGGGCGAGUUCGGGAUCAAGUACAG
Prorocentrum cordatum is the source of this 1205-nucleotide messenger RNA. Lineage: Eukaryota; Dinophyceae; Prorocentrales; Prorocentraceae. The record is from the annotation of a GenBank genome assembly.